AUGGUUGUCGACACCGCUUAUUAUGACACCUUGGGUGUCCAGCCCACGGCGACAGAGCUCGAGAUCAAGAAGGCUUAUCGAAAACUCGCCAUCAUCCACCACCCAGACAAGAACCCCAACGACCCCACUGCGCACGAGAAGUUCCAGUCCAUCGGCGAGGCAUACCAAGUCCUGUCCGAUAAAGACCUCCGCGCGGCGUACGACAAGUAUGGAAAGGAUCAUGCCAAACCCCAGGAGGGUUUCGCCGACCCGGCCGAGUUUUUCAGCAAUAUCUUUGGUGGCGAAGCGUUUGUCGACUGGAUUGGCGAGAUUAGUCUCAUGAAGGAUCUUACCGCAACCAUGGAUAUCGCCAUGCAAGAGGAGGAGCAGAAACUAGACGGUGACGCCGCAAAGGAAAAUAUCAAGGGCGAGGCGGAGUUCCCCGGCACCGAAGAGGCUAUCAAGGAGAGUCUGAAGUCUGAUGAAAAGGCUCAGGCUAGCACAACCACCACAGCGGCCCCCCCGCCCACCGUAGUCGUGGACGAGGCCGAAACGAAGAAAGACAGUGCCGCCCCCCCACGAUAUGAAGCGGCUUCACCCGCUCCAUCUGCCUCAUCUACGCCCGGCACCCACACCCCUCGAAGCACCCAGAUCCCAUUAAGACCAGCCCUGACCGAUAAGUCUCACGAGGACCUCCAAGCAUCAGCGGAGGCUGAUCCGGAGGACCCCAACCAGAAGAAGAAGGCUGGUCUCACCAAGGAGCAGCGCGAGCAGCUGGCAGCUUACGAGAAGGAGCGCGCUAGGAUUCGACAGGAGCGUGUCGACACCCUCGUACGAAAGCUGAUCGACCGUCUCAGCGUCUGGACUGAGACUGACAAGAGCGCCGAUGUGACCAGAGCCUUCCAGGAGAAGACGCGCCUCGAGGUUGAGAAUCUCAAGAUGGAGUCCUUUGGAAUUGACAUCCUCCACGCGAUUGGACAGACUUAUGUCUCAAAAGCUUCUACACUGCUCCGCAGCCAGAAAUUCCUCGGUAUCGGGGGUUUCUUUAGCAAACUCCGCGACAAGGGCAACAUGGUAAAGGAAACGUGGAACACCAUUACUAGCGCUAUUGACGCUCAACAAACCAUGGAGCAGAUGGCCCGCAUGGAGGAGCAGGGCGGCGAGGACUGGAACGACGAGAAGAGGGCCGAGUACGAGCGCCGUGUCACCGGGAAGAUUCUCACAGCUGCCUGGCGGGGAAGCAAGUUCGAGAUCCAGGGCGUCCUACGGGAAGUGUGCGACGUUGUGCUCAACGACAAGAAGGUUCCGCUCAACAAGCGCCUGGAGCGUGCGCAGGCCCUGGUCUUGAUUGGCGAUAUCUUCAACAAGGCUGCGCGCUCACCUGAGGAGGAGGGCGACUACCUCAUCUUCGAGCAGCUUGUCGCCGAAGCGGCAAUCAAGAAAGACAAGAACGAGGAGAAGAAGAGGAAGAAGGACAAGAAGGACGGAUACUCCGCGGCCGCGGCCGCUUCUUCAACCUCAGCCUCUGCUGCCGCCACCUCGUCCGUUUAG
This is a messenger RNA of Clonostachys rhizophaga, 1530 nucleotides long. Lineage: Eukaryota; Fungi; Ascomycota; Sordariomycetes; Hypocreales; Bionectriaceae. The record is from the annotation of a GenBank genome assembly.